GCAGAAAGAAAGAAAGAAAGAAAGAAAGAACCCGCGCAAAAAGCAAAACCCUUUGGCUGGCUGGCUGGCUGGCUGGCUCACCAGUCUCUUACUGCACUGAAGACGCGCGCAGGGCAGGGCAGGGCAGGGCAGGGCAGCCGCAGAUAAUGCAAUUCCUUCAAACUCCUCGUCUCUUCUCCUUCCUCCCUCCUCCUCCUCCUCCGGCAGCUCCGAAGCCCUAUCUCCCCCAAUUCUCCUCCCUUCUCCUUCCCAUUAAACCCUCUCCCGCCCUCGGCUUCCCCCGAAAAUGCUUCGCCUCCGACGAGUUCCCCGUCGACGAGACCUUCCUCCAGAACUUUGGCCCCAAGGACAAGGAGACCGAGGAUCAAGCCCGCCGGAGGAACUGGAUCGAGCGCGGCUGGGCUCCCUGGGAGGAGGUCCUCUCCCCCGAGGCCGACUUCGCCCGCAAGUCCCUCAACGAGGGCGAGGAGGUCCCCCUCCAGUCCCCCGAGGCCAUCGAGGCCUUCCGCAUGCUCAACCCUAACUACCGCGCCCAGAGGAUCCACGAAAUGGGCCUCACAGAGGACGACUGGUACCGGAAGCAGUUCGAGAUCAAGGGGGAGAUACCCGAGGAGCUGUCUACUGUCUGGGCCGGCCCCGUGGUUGUCAGGCAGGUGGCGCCCCGCGAUUGGCCGCCGCGGGGGUGGGAGGUCGACAAGGAGGAGCUCAGGUUCAUCCGGGAAGGUCACAAGAUGCUGCCGGACACGGUUGACCUGGAGGAUUUAGACGGCAGCAAGGCGCGGAGAGACACGGAUGAUAUGUGCCUGGAAAGGUACAAGGUGUUCCUGAAGCAGUACCAGGAGUGGGUCGACGCCAAUAGUGAUCGAUUGGACGAGGAAUCCUAUAAGUGUGACCAAGAUUACCAUCCUGGCAGAAGAAAAAGAGGCAAAGACUAUAAAGAGGGCUUGUACGAGCUACCUUUCUAUUACCCUGGGCAAAUUUGUCUAGGGAAGGUGACAACUUUGCAUCUUUAUCAAGGAGCAUUUGUUGAUAUUGGAGGGGUAUAUGAUGGAUGGGUGCCUAUAAAAGGCAAUGAUUGGUAUUGGAUUCGUCAUCACAUAAAAGUUGGAAUGAAUGUUGUCGUUGAAAUUUUGGCAAAGCGAGAUCCCUACAGGUUCCGGUUUCCCAUUGAAAUGCGUUUUGUUCAUCCUAACAUUGAUCAUCUUAUCUUUAAUAGAUUUGACUUUCCACCAAUAUUUCACCGCGACGAAGAUACUAAUCUUGAUGAGUUACGGCGUGAUUGUGGAAGGCCUCCAGUUCCUAGGAAAGACCCAGGAUCAAAACCAGAAAAGGAACCACUGUUGUCUAAUCACCCUUAUGUUGAUCAGUUGUGGCAGAUACAUGUUGCUGAGCAAAUGAUCUUGGAUGAUUUGGAGAUGAAUCCGGAGAAGUACAAAGAUAAGAAAUUAUCCGAAUUGGUUGAUGAUAAUGAUUUCGAUGAAGAAAACAGUGUUGAAUACAGUGAAGCCUAUUAUAAGAAAACCCUGCUGCCUAAGAUGGUUCUGAAAACAAGUGUAAAAGAACUUGACUUGGAGGCUGCAUUAGCUGAGCGUGAGUACCAUAACAAAUUAAGGAAGGAAUCGAUGGAGAGGGGAGAGAGAUAUAAGAUCUCCAAGCUGAGACGAAAUAUUGAAAUGGAUGACUAUGACCUGAUACACUGGCAGAGGUCAUAUGAAGAAAGAGAAGCUUUGUUGAGAGAUAUUAGCUGCCGUCAAGCUCUUGGUCUGCCGUUAGAAGAGCCAGGAAGGUAUGUCGAUGCAGGUUACUUUGGAAAGGACCAAUAUGAUCCUGCAAACCCGCUAUACCGUUACGACUACUGGGGAGAGCCCAAGAACUCAGAGAAGAGCAAGCAGGAGCGGAUGACUGAUGCACAUAACAAAUCUAUUGUCGGGAAGGGUAUCGUCUGGUAUGAGAUGCCGUACGAGGACGUCAUCAAACAGAAGAUGCAGAGGGAGGCUAAUCCCUCUAGUGCAACGGUGCAGAAAGAUGAGCAGGAUUCAGAGAGAGGUGAAGAAGAAGAAGAUGACGAUGACGAUGAUGAUGACGAUGAUGACUUCGACUACAGUAUUCUUGGGGACUCUUCUAGUCUUGCUUUCUCCAAUCAGCCUCUAGUCAAUGGGACCGAAUCUUCUCGGAUGACAGAUGAAGGCAUGUUCGAGGAGUAGUCAUACAACGGGAUUGUAUGGAGGCUGCUUCUGAUGGAGUUCUCAGGGCCUGAUGUGUACGCACAUAGCCAAUGCCAGAAAAUUUUGCAGUAAAUACUGUAGUUCCGAUUUUCAUCUUUUUCCCCUCUGGUUUGAGAUUAAGUGGUUUCCCAGAAGGCUGAAGCCUGGUUCUUGUUCCAUGGGGGACUGGACCAGAUCCUUUGAAACCCUAGUCAAGCCCAUGGGCCAUGUUGUGCUUUAGUUUAAAUUGUAAAUCGGUUCUAGUGAGCCUCACUAAAAAAUUUCGAACCCACUAGUUCUCUUCAA
Molecule: messenger RNA, 2510 nt
Organism: Punica granatum (pomegranate)
Lineage: Eukaryota; Viridiplantae; Streptophyta; Magnoliopsida; Myrtales; Lythraceae
Source: RefSeq, a predicted model, not a curated record